Molecule: messenger RNA, 1834 nt
Organism: Notothenia coriiceps (black rockcod)
Lineage: Eukaryota; Metazoa; Chordata; Actinopteri; Perciformes; Nototheniidae
Gene: tatdn2
Product: TatD DNase domain containing 2
Exons: 4
Coding region: 8-1819 (603 amino acids)
Molecular function (GO): hydrolase activity, acting on ester bonds
Source: RefSeq, a predicted model, not a curated record
CUCAGACAUGGACAGCCGCAGGAAGAAGUUGAAGUUCAAGUGGCUUCAGACUACCAUCCCCUCACCCACACAGCUUCAGGAUAGUGAUGCUAGCCCAGGAACACCGUCUUGCUGGAAUAUGUCUCCGAAUGAAGAUUCAUAUAACCUCAGCAGCUCUCCAGGACCUGAUGGCCUUGGGGCAAUGAGUCUGAACACUCCCAAGAGAAAGGCCAAAGAGCUUGGUGAAAGCACGCCCUCUUUAGGCAAGCUUAAGCUGAGGAAGCUGUCCAGGAAAAAUUAUGAAGAAAUCAUAACCUCAGAGGAGAAACCCAUAGAAAACUCUUCCAGGCAGCUAGGAUCCUCGGAGAGCGACCAAGUAUUGUUAACUUCACUUCACUCUUUCCUUGUGAAAAAAAGAGAGAGGACACCAGAGGAAGGAUUGAAAGCUAUCUACAGCAGGGCACUAAUAGCAGCCAUUGGCAGCUCAAAUGAAAGGGGCAGCACUACAAAUACCCCUGUGACCUCACCACUGGAGACCCAAGUGCUCAGUCCGGCAUCACUUGACAGGAACCCCACAUAUAUAGAUUGUUCCCCAAUUAAACCGGUGUAUGAAUCUGAGGACAACGGCAGUAUUCAGGAAGAAUCAUGGGAGCCCAACGUUCAGUCGUCUGAGGACUCUGAACCCCAAGGUGGUGGAUCAGAGUUAUUAACAGACACAAGAACUGUGGUGCUAAAAGAUGAAGAUUUACAGAAGAGGUUUGUCGAUCCGGACCAUGUGUUGGUAGAAACAACCUCUCAGGACAAGUUAUUUGCUGCAGAAAAUGGAUCGGAAGACAAAUGCUGUGACGCUCCCCUUGAUGUUGAGGAGUAUAGCCCAGAUUCUAGGUGUUAUUUCUCACCUCAUCAGUUUGCUUCUCCUGAUAGCCAUCAAUGGGAAAGCCCUCCAUUGAAUACCCAGGGAGCUACAACUUCCUCUUUCACGUUUUCAUCCCCCAAUGAAACGUCUUGGGCCGCUGUGGAGAGGCCUUUCUCACCAUCACAGAGGACAGUUGUUGUCCCCUUUAUGGCCAACCAAACAAACACAGUCCCUUCAAAGGCAUCCAAAGUUCGGACUGAGAGUUUCUGCUCUUCCUACGCUGUGUCCCAUGUAUCGGAUCCGUAUGCUCUGCCACUCCACUCCAGAAGAGGACAGUGGAACUCCACAGCCACACACAGGAAGUCAGAUUCAAGCUUCUUCAUGCGUCACACCUCGACACAUUGUGACCGUCCUAAAAGAAGACGAUCCAUGGAAGCUGCACCUUUUGGGACCAACUACCCGGGCAGUCAGGUUGGGUUCAUAGACACACACUGUCACAUAGACAUGCUCUAUGGAAAGCUUGGUUUCCGCGGGACGUUCAGCAGCUUUCGAAGGCACUACCAAAGCAGCUUUCCUCCUGAGUAUAGAGGCUGUAUCACCAACUUCUGCAACCCAAGGGCCACGGCGAAGGAGGCCCUGUGGGAAGGUCUGCUGGCUGAAGACAUGGUAUGGGGGGCCUUUGGGUGCCACCCCCACUUUGCCAAAUUCUACUCAAGUGUCCAUGAACGCAGUAUGCUGAUGGCCAUGCGGCAUCCAAAAGUUGUGGCGUUUGGUGAGAUUGGCCUGGACUACUCCCACAAAAACUCUACUGAAACCUCCAAACAGAAAGAGGUGUUUGAGCGCCAGCUGCAUUUGGCUGUGGCCAUGCAGAAGCCUCUGGUGAUCCACUGCAGGGACGCUGAUGACGACCUGCUGGAAAUCAUGAAGAAGUGCGUCCCCAGGGAGCACAAGAUACACCGGUAUGUGUGGAGGAAAAUAAUCUGACUAACUUUCCUGUUC